AUGGACAUCUCUGGUAUGGACAACGAAUCGCUUGAGCUGGUUGUGCAGUUUCUCCGCCAUGAUAUCAGCAACAUGGACCAAGAUGAUCCCUUGAGAGCUCCACAAGCACGCGAGCUACAGGCCCUCGGUGCUGUCCUUGCCAAUCGCCAGUAUGCUCAACGCCUUGUCGAUACUGGCGUCGCUGUCGUAGGCCAAUUUGAGGAGCCAAUUGCCCAAGAGCCCCUUGCAGUCGACUGCGCUGAGCAUGCCAAUGCUAGUGUUGCUGAGGCUGGUCAUCCUGAGGCGCCCGUGUUGCUUAAGGAUGCAACUGCUGAGGAUGAUUAG
Molecule: messenger RNA, 324 nt
Organism: Verticillium dahliae VdLs.17
Lineage: Eukaryota; Fungi; Ascomycota; Sordariomycetes; Glomerellales; Plectosphaerellaceae
Product: IBR finger domain-containing protein
Exons: 1
Coding region: 1-324 (107 amino acids)
Source: RefSeq, a predicted model, not a curated record